AUGGCAUCCACAUCCACUACUCUCAUACUUCUAACUUUCAGCUUUCUUAUUUUCCAAUGCCAACCCUUCACCUUGACCGUGAAAAGAGAGUUUUCCGGGUUUUACUACGCGGAGGUCCACCUUGGUAAUCCACCGGUGAAGGCCAAUUUGGUUAUAGACACGGGCAGUGGUCCUGUUUGGGUUCAGACGACUCAGUGCGUCCAAUGCUUUAAUAUCACCUACCCUGGUUUCGAUCCAAAAAAAUCCUCCACCUUUCGCCCUAUGCCUUCGAAACACCCUCUCUGUGUCCCAAUCGAGCUCCAACCUGAGGGAGCCUAUUGUGAGUAUGACAUAGGUUACGCCGGUGCUCAGUACACCCGCGGCUACUACGGCAUCGACCUCUUCACGUUCAACACUGCUGUAGCGGAACAUCAAGAAACCAUCGAGGUUGCGUUUGGCCUUGGCCUAUUCAACAAAAUUCUGGACUUUGCAGACCACGACCACCACCCCAAUAUCAUGGCCGGGGUUCUCGGAAUAGGAAGGAUCCACCCCUCCAGCUUUCUACUGCAGCUCAGUGCAAUCACACAAAUGAAGUUCUCGUACUACUUGCCGAGGAGAAACGGAGAUGAGGCCGCCCUGCAUUUCGGCAUCGAUGCGGAGCUCCGUCAUCAUGCCAACGUGCAAACAAUCCCCAUCCUCGGGUCCGACAAUGAUUUUUACUACGUCAACAUGACAGGAAUUAGUGUGGCUGGAUCAGUUCUUCCAAUAGACCCGGCGUUGUUCAGUUAUGCCGGCAUGGGAGUUGCCAUAGAUUCGGGGUCGCUGUACACUAUGUUCAUUAGCCCUGUGUAUAAGAUCGUGAAAGAGUCAAUCAUUGCCUACUUUGAGGAGGAGCUGCAGCUGCAUCCCUUGGUCAACAAGAGCAGGUCCCAGAUGGACCUUUGCUAUGACCUCAGAGAGGUCAAGAAGGCUGUUCGAGGAUGGCUGUCCGUGGCUUUUCACUUUGAUGGCGGGGUAAAUCUUCAGCUCACCGAAUCUUUGACGUUCCAUGCAUUCCAUGACCUUGGAGAGUACUGCUUGAUGAUCAACGAAGGCAGAGAAGUCGGAGGGAACAUCCUUGGAGCAUACCAACAAAUGAACCGCAGGUUCUUCUACGAUGUUGGUGCGAGGAAACUAUCUUUUGCUCCAGAGGAUUGUUGA
This is a messenger RNA of Malus domestica (apple), 1179 nucleotides long. RefSeq names its product aspartic proteinase nepenthesin-1-like. Lineage: Eukaryota; Viridiplantae; Streptophyta; Magnoliopsida; Rosales; Rosaceae. The record is from RefSeq and is a predicted model, not a curated record.